Salvelinus sp. IW2-2015 is the source of this 957-nucleotide messenger RNA. The record is from RefSeq and is a predicted model, not a curated record. NCBI's taxonomy places the organism in Eukaryota, Metazoa, Chordata, Actinopteri, Salmoniformes, Salmonidae.
GUGAGGCUCGCGCUGCACGGUGUGUGAGAAUCCUGGGACUUGGUGAUGUCAAACUGGUUGGGUCAUUUGAAGGUUAGCUGCCUCGCAUGGGUUCAUAGAAAGUUCACUCGCAUAUAUUAGGCAAUUCAAUCUUUCAUUCUCUGUGUCCAAACUAGUAGGAAAUGAGCUGCAUGGAGGCAGGAUAACCCAUUCGUUAUCCGAACGGGGAGACGUGGUUUUAAAACGCGAUCUGUGAUAUUUAUAAGAAAAAUAUUUUCAAUACGGCGGGCUCGAGCGAGGACGGAGUUGUUAAUGGCACGGCACGGGACGGGACCGUGCAAAACAUUUAUACGAUAAACACGUUGGGACGUUACGGAGCUGACUGACACCUUUUCAUUGCAACAACCGGACUCCGGAGGAAAAUGGCAAAUCAUAAUUUGGGUCAAUUACAAGCUUUUAGCGGUGUUGUCUGUCAUAGUUCUUGAUUGUUUUAGUCUAGGAAGAAGACCAAGAUUUUACGUGCCAAAAAAGGGUCCGAAUUUGAUGGAGUUGUGUGCACUUAUGUUUGCGAUUCUUACCCACACCUCAAUGACCCUUUAAAGGCACACAAUAACAGGGUGACUGUUGCGACUAAGGGACAUCAUGUUUGACUGUAUGGAUGUGCUAGCGGUGAGCCCGGGACAAAUGUUGGAUUUCUACACUUCGCGUCCCUCUUCGUGCAUGCUGCAAGAGAAGGCACUGAAAGCGUGCUUCAGCGGGCUCGCUCAGAGAGACUGGCAACACCGCCGGAGCGCACAGUCCAUCGAGACCCAGAGCACCAGUUCUGAGGAGCUGGUCCCAAGCCCCCCGUCCCCCCUGCCCCCGCCCCGCGUCUACAAGCCCUGCUUCGUGUGCCAGGACAAGUCCUCGGGGUACCACUAUGGUGUCAGCGCCUGCGAGGGCUGCAAGGCCAUGCUGGCUGAGUUGCUUCUCGUUUGA